Messenger RNA from Chlamydomonas reinhardtii, 7818 nucleotides. RefSeq lists its product as uncharacterized. The record is from RefSeq and is a predicted model, not a curated record. Lineage: Eukaryota; Viridiplantae; Chlorophyta; Chlorophyceae; Chlamydomonadales; Chlamydomonadaceae. The coding region runs from base 749 to 5029 and encodes 1426 amino acids. The transcript is spliced from 3 exons.
UAUGACGCUCGACAUAUUCUGGGGGACAGGCGUUGAGUAGUGAGGCAGCAGCAGAUGGCGUUCAGGCCAACCGCUAUGCGACAAGCGAAGUUUGGGAUUUGGGGUAUACCAAACACCCCAAACCAUCCGUGAACUGCUCCUUGAUAUGUGCCUUCUACUUAACUAGUACGUUGGUGCAAUGCGAGUGACAGAACGCCACAAGUACAAGAUACUACUUGCGGUUCUUCUCGAGCUUCUUUCAACCUCGCGCAUCCAGGCGGCCGUAUGAUGGCAAGUAUACUGUAGGCGGCACUUGCCACGGAACGUCCGUCACGGGCGUCGGAAAGCUCAUAUGGAGCCCUCGUCCGUGCUUGAGGCGCUGGAUGCAGAGCUUCAGCAGCAUGCUAGAAAAGAGAAAAGUCGUGCGUUUAAUAAAGCACAACCGGCUCGUUUGGACAAGUUCAGUGCAGCGGAGGAGCUUGCCCUUGUGACAGGCCACGCCUCCCACGGCCAGAACUGGGGUUGGCUUUCAAAGGGCAUUCCAACACGCUCGCCAAGAGAUAUCAAGGUAAUUUGCGCUGCUCUGCAAGUGGGACCCAUUGGCUCCGUCAUCCAUUGUCCGCUGGGCGCCUCGUGAUAAAACGCGCAUGAAAGAUGCGAGUAUGAUCUAUCUGCAAUCGCCUUGCGCACGUUUGGUCAUCGUUCGCGCCACCGACGUUCACCGGGCCUGUUCAUACGGUACUCCUGCGAUACCCUAUGUCACACCUCUAUGCACCUUCAGGCUUACUUCCUGAGUGCGGUGCGCUGUUCAAGCGCCGGUGCUGCCAAGGGAUCUCGCGGCCUGCUGCGCUGCUACCUGAACAUCUUGGGUCUGACCCGGCUAGAGGACGUGGACGCCCGCCGCGCCGCCUGCGCCGCCGCCAUCCGCCAGCACCACCCCUUCAACAAGUCGCCACCCAGCCCCAGCCCCAGCCCCAGCCCGGGACCCGCCAGCCCCAGCCCCAGCCCCAGCCCCAUGGCCGCCGGGCGCUGGGCCCAGGGCGCAGCAGCAACAACAACAGCCGGCCAUGAGGCCAUGGAUGCCAGCAAGGCUCCUGGCCGCUGCCAGCAACCGCAGGAGCAGCAAAGCCAGCCGGCGGUGGCAGCGGCGGCGUUUGCGGGCUUCGCGCCCUCACCGCCGCCUAGCCAGGGCGAGCUCACGCCGCCCGACGGCCACUCGCUCACACUGACGCUGUCCAUGACCUUGUCCGGCGGCUCCUUGCUCACCCGCACCGGCACCGGCACAGGCAUCACCAGCGCCGCCGGCGGCGGCGGUGCCGCGCGCGACGGCACCUCCACAUCCUGGGCGCCUGACGAUCUGCUGUGGGCCUGCAGCAUGAGAGGCGCAAGCCCUGCAGGCGGCGGCGGCGCGGCGGCAACAGCCGGAGCGGGCGGGUGGGGAGCGGGAGCGGGAGGGCUGCUGGGUGGCGAUCUGGGUUGGGAGCAGCUGACACCAGACGUGGCGGCAGGCGGCGCAGGGUGGGGCGGCACCCGGGGUGCCAGGCGGUGCUGGGGUGGCGGCGCCAGCACGGGCGGCGGGGGGCUGCUGGACCCUGACCUGUCUGUGUCGCGGGCGCUGGGGCCCGAGGCGGCGGCGGAGGCCUGCGCUGACAUGGCAGUAGUGAUGCCGCCGGCGGCAGCGCAGCAGCUGCAGCUGCGGCCCGCCGGCCUUCAGUCGCAGCACCACGUGCAGGAUCAGCGGGGGCGGGGGCACAGUGUCGACAUGGUGCACGUGCGCGGCCCAUCAGCACUGGGCGCAGCUGCUGCUGCCGCCGACCUGCAGCUGGCACAGCCGCGACAGGCACUGGCGGGUCAGCAGCAGCACCAGCACUUGCAGCACCAGCACCAGCACCAGCACCGGCCGAGCCAGUUCCUGCCCCAGCACGACAGCAGGAGGUGCUUGUCUCACAGCGCGCCGCUAGCGCAGCUGCCGCUGCCGCCGCCACAGCAGCACCGCCUCCUGCCGCCGCCCACGUCCGGCCCCUGCCCCAACGCGCCGCAUGCCGCCGCCGCUGGCCUCGGCAGCCUCGGCCCUGGAGGCGGCGGCGGCGCUGCGCGCGGCCCGGUUGCGUCAGCCAGCGUGGGCUCGGGCUCACAGCCGCCGCCGAAUGACAUCCUGACGCAGCUGCGCCGCAUGAGCAGCGCCCGGCAGCCGGAGCCGCUGCAGGCGGUGGCACGGGCAGAGGCGGCGGGCGGCGAGGGCGAGGGGCCGGCGUCGUUAAUGGAUGCCUGGCUUAGCCGAGUGGAGCAGAGCUGCGGUGUCGCGGCUGCUGGCAGUGCGCCCGGCAGCGGUGCUGGUGGUGCUGGUGGUGCUGUGGGCCCGGGUCCUGGUGCGGCGCCCGGGCUUCCCUGCUGGCCGCAGACCGCACAGCAGUCCGGCCGCAACGACAGCGGCGGCGGGGUGGCGGCGGCGGAGUACGCCGCGCUGCAGGCGCCGCCCGCGCCCCAGAUGCAGUGCCAGCAGCAGCAGCGGCCUCUCCCGGAGCAGGUGCAGGGUGACGGCGGCGGUGGCGGCGGCGGCAUGUGGGGGUCAGACGGGCGGCCGGUGGGGCGGCUGUGCAGCACAACCGCCGGCCUCCACGACCUGAGCCGGGCAUGCAGCAGCUCUUCCUUUGGAGGCCCGCCUGCUGUGCCAGGCAGUCGGCCCUUCCACAGCGAACUGCUGAUGCCGCUGCCCGCCUCUACCUCAGUCGCCCAGACGUCACCUGCUACUGCCGCUGCUGCUGCGGCCCCCGCCCACACCUCGCUCGCCACGGGUGGCGACGACAGCGGCUGCUACAGCCGGCCCCACUCCCUUGUGGCUCAGGUGCCGCCUGCAUCGCACCUGCUGGAGCCGAGGGACUCCUACUCUGCUGGUGCAGGCGUUGGUCGGGCGUUGGCUGGCGACGGCGGCGGUGUUGGCGGCGGCGGUGGAGGUCAGCGGGUUGGCACGGGUUUCAGUGCAUUCGGCGGCAACUACAACAACCACCUCCGCCACAGCACCGCCGGCAAUAGCACCAACAGUCUGAACGCGAGCAGCAAUCGAGCCGUCUACAGCCUUGAUGACCAAGCACUCGGGCCGGGUGUCGGCCUUGGAACCGGCGGGUCACGCAACGCACCCUACCACGGAGGGGCCUUUUCAUUCGCCGGCGACGGCAUGGGCGUGGGCGGCAGCAGCAGUACUGGUAGCGGCCCGCAGGGGGUGAGGGCGGCAGGCCGCCAGCCGCCGCUGCCGCCGCUGCCGACCGACAUUCUGCCUCUGGCGGCGGCGGAGCUGCAUCAGGUCCAGCAGCAGCAGCGGCAGCAGCGGCAACACACGGCGUACUCUGGUGCUGGCGGCGGUCGCGGAUGCAGCAGCGGCAGCGGCAGCGGCAGCGGCAGGGGACGGCUAUUGGCGGCGGGCUCCGGCGGGCCGUGGGACUCGUUCACUGGCGGUGUACCGGCGCCGCCCGCCGCCCAUGGUGGCUUCCUGUUGUCAUGUCAGGAGCUCGGCGGCGGCGGCGGCGGCGUCAGUGGCGGCGGUGAGCGACCGGGCAGUGGGCACAUGCGCAUGGGCUUUGGAGGCCAUGGCGGCAGUAAUGGCGGCGGCGGCAUGCUAGGGCUGGAGCCAGGAGCAGGGAACAGCGGCGUCGCGCCCUUCAGACAGCAGGCGCCGCCGCGGCUGAGCAUGCCAGGGCCAGACGUCUUUGGCCCUGGUGGUGUUGGCGGCGGCGGCGGCGGCGGCGGCCCGAAUGCGUUUGGGCUGCUGGAGCGUGCUGCCACGGUCAGCGGCCCCCUGCCGCCGCCACCCCUGCCGCUGAGCUCGCCGCAGCAGGGGCCACACGACCCGCCGCACCGCUGGGGCCGCCGCCACGCUUCCAUGUCGGGCGUGGCCAUGAUGCAGCAGCAGCAGCAGCAGCAGCAGCAGCACUACCCGCUGGGGCGCGACCGCGGUGGGCAGCCACAGGGCACUGCUGCCUGCUGGGGGCCGCCGCAGGACAUGCAGCUGCAGCCCCCACGGUCUCAGCAACAGGCGUCGGCGGGGCAGGCGCUGAGGGCGGGUCCGGUGCAGCCGCCUGCUGCGGGCCGGGUGCCUCUGGGGGCGCCUGGGGACGAGGCCUGGACCGAGUUCUGUGUGCAGAGGCGGCCGUGUGUCCCGCCGCCCAUGGCCGCGCCCCUGUCCAUGCCCUCGGCCGCGCCGGGGCAGGCGGCGCGGCAGCGGCAGCAGCAGCAACAGGACUGGUCGGAGCAGCAGGAUUCCCGGCAGCAACUCGAGGCAAAGGUCCUGGUGUCGCAACAACAGCAGCGGCAGCAGCAGCAACAGCAACUACAACAACAGCAGCGGCAGCAACAGCAACAGCUGCAGCAGCUGCACCCGCAGCAGCACGAGGGAAUGCAGGUUGACAUGUACAGGUCCUCCUUCAUGUCAACGCGACAGCAGCAGCAACAGCAGUUGCAGGAGCAGCAACAACAUCAGCUGCAACAAUUGCAGCAGCACCAUCAAUUGCAGCGGCAACACCAACUGCAGCAGCAGCAGCAGCAACAACAAUGGCAGCAGCAACACCAACUGCAGCAGCAGCAACAAUGGCAGCAGCAACACCAUACGCAGCAGCAGCAGCAGCAGCAGCAGCAGCAGCAGCAGGCGCAGAUGUUUGGGCAGCAAUCUCACCCGCAACACCAGCACCAACACCAGCUCCAGCACCAGCACCGGCACCAGCACCAACACGCGCACCGCCACUUCCCGCCACACAACGCAGCCGGCGGGCACAACGGACCGCCGCAUCUGCACCCACACGCGCACAGCGCUCCAGUCACUGACGGCCACACGCCGCCGCCGCCACCGCUGUCCGCCCGCCUCCCGGGGGUGGGCGCCGCGGCGGCGGCAGGUUCAGGGCUCGCGGCGCCGGGCGGCGGCGGCGGCGGCUUUAUCAGUGGUGGCGGCGAGUUGGGCGGCGGCAUGGAUGUGGGGAUGGCGGCGGAGGGCGAGGAGGACGGGCUGCUCCCCGACAUCAGUGACGUCGACCUCAUGCGCCUGCUUGAGGAGGAGCUGUAGGUAGGUUGCGGCAGCCCGUCGUCUGCUGCUGCUGUCGGCUGCUGCUGCGGAGGGCCCUGAGCUGCGUUGCAACGUACGUGUAGACGGGGCGAAGAGGGAGGUGGGGGAAGGGCCGGCGGCGGGGGCCUAGCUACACACCGCAUGCAGGCCUACCUGCGGUAGGCGGUGUGUGCGGAGCCACUGCGCGCACGGUGUCGGUCACUUACGUCCCCUUUUGCUUGUCAGAUUAGCCUGCGAAGAAAAGAGAAAGCGGGAAGACUGUGAAUGUUCCUUUGUUGUUCGUAUAUACAGCACCCGAUCCAGGGGCAGUGUUGUGUGUAUAUGCCCAGAAUGUGACAUUCGUUUGUGUCAUCUACCGUGUGCGCCGAAAGAAAGGCAUCACCUGUGCUAUCGAGUUACGAGUUGGUUGGCAGCUAUGGGUAUAGAAACCUCACGCCCCAUCAUUAUGCAUCAUCAUGCACAGUGCCCGCCCAUGUGUUAUACAUGCAGCAGACGCAUUGAGGUUGGGCACAUCACAUUAAUCCACAUACCAUGUUACCGGGCUCGUGAAUAAUACUUAUGAUGUUUGCUUGUAUACCGUAGUAUUUGUUGGGCCUGGAGCUUCAACUUGAGCAGCCGAGAUGGCGCGUGCGGCAAUUGCGUGUGUGGUAAACUGCUCCAAACGGUAUGAGAUUCGCGCGUUUUGGGUGCUUGCAUGCGCCGCUGUGAGUGUGGCGGUCCUGCCUUGGACUGCUCGCAAUGCGGGGGCCUGAUGAGGGCGACUUGGCAAUAGAAAGAGAUCGCCAUGGGACGGACACAUACGAUACUGUGUGCACAGCCCCACGGAUCGUUUUGCAUCCGCCAAGAAGCGCAUUAGUCGUUGAGCUUACAUUGGCGGACUGCUGCUGAGUGUGGUGGCUGUGGCAUCAUGUGAAUGGUGACAUACAUACACAGCCAAACGGUCACACACAUGAUCAUAUGAUCACCACUUGCAUCGCAAUGAAUACUACUUCAUGCUUCCAGUGAGCGUGCACUGAUCACUUCAAAGGAGGUGUAGGUUUGGCGUAAGGCUCAGCCCACGUGCUCCUUGGUGACCUUGCAGCGCGAGGAUGUCGCCCGCGGUGAGGUGUGCGCCUCCACAUACCACACUACUUCCGGCCGCGUGCAUUGCAUGAAUUCCAUCCCUCAUUGUCAUGGGCGUGCGUGCAAAUUUCAUUUGACUAUUUGGAUGUACGGCGGAGUCGAACAUGCAAGUAAUUGGGACCGUCCACUAGUGUGGAAGCAUGUGUACCGGUUGUGUUAUGAGGCGUUGCCUGCAGUUGCCGGGCUGCACUCCUUGCAGGCAUGGCGGCGGCGGCGCAUGGCGCCCGCCCGCCGGCCACGUGUUGCCGGGGCCUCUCUACCUGUCGGCCACCAACGUCAUACACUUGCAUGGCUGAGGGCGCGUUUGCAACACGACUUCAUGCCAAGGCUGCAAUAUUCAAGUACUGCUCGCCAGACGCAAGGCAGUGCUCCUACGGUAGUUUGUCCGCCGGGAUGCGCCAUUGAGCCGGCACCAAUGUUGGACUGGAAGUUUCAGCAGAAAUCAUAUGGCCGUAGGAUGAGGUUGUUGGUGCUAGCAAAGCAAUAGCAACCACACAAAUGAGUGCAUGCAGGCGAGAGCAGGAGACCGCAAUGUGCAGGGUGGGAUGCUCACAAUCGCGGCGAACUGGCGGAAUGCAUGCCGGCGAAGCAAACGUACGUGGGGUAGGGUCAAGCAAGGGGCGAUGUGUGCAAGGUAGGGCAGUAUGAGUACGUGUGUAUGUGUGUAUGGGUAAUCGGGGUGCAGCAGGGGACACGGCGCGAGUGAGUCGUGCGAGGGGCGCUGCACAUGGGGGUUUGCACGCCCCCGGUAGGGGUAGGUGGGGCGUGCCAGGCGGGUACCGUAUGUGAUGUGGGAUUCGGGCAGAAGGGGGGCGUUUGCCGCAGACUGCAUGGCUUUGGAGGAGGGUGCGUGCAGCGUUCGGCAGACCUUGAUGAGAGCUCCAGCGGAACAACAGGGGGGUGGCGUGGGGGCCAGAGAGACACGCGGCGCACGCGCAGAAGUGCCGCGAACCACCAACAUACCGGUAUCAACGGGUGGGCCGCAUGUGUCACAUGGCCACGCACCACUGGGGUGCUCUCUUGAGUUCGUGGGGGCCUCGUAAAGCGCAGCGAAAAUCCGUGCGGAGGACGCACUCGCCAGUUAUUCAAUGCGUGCCGGUGUGUACGGUCUAUGCUGGCGGUGUCGCACCUGUGAGGCUCAGGGAAGGCUGGUGUGGGGCGGCGCAGACAGCAGUGUGAUGCGGCGGCGUUAGUUAGAUAGUGGCCCCGUCAUUUCGCGUGUCGCACGUCCGACACAUGUGCUGAGGCCGGCGGGCCGCAGGCGUGCGUGUGAGCUCGAGGGAAAAUUCCGAUGGCAACGGGGCGUGUGGGGUGCCGAUGCGGGAUGCAUGCCAAUCAUACCUGCCCCCUUUCUGAACCACAUCCGUGUGCUGCUUUGUUUAGUAUUUUAACAUCGAUGUAGGGAAUCACAACAGUUCGGGCCUGUACGGCGUCUUGGCGGUAGUUGUAUGUUGCACAGGCGUCAAGCGCUGCAGGCGCUUGGCUGUGGGCCCGAGUCGCGGCCGGGGGGCGCAGUGCGUGGCGUUGGGAGGUAGUGGCGUGGGGUAGUGCGUGGCGGUGAUAUCGAUGUGCAUGGCUGUACAGACGGGGAUGUGACUCACAAAGAAGGAAAGUACGGAGAAGGUAGGGGGACAUUGCGUGUGCUGCAGGGGUUCCAGCACGUCUUA